AUGGAAGAACCAGAACGACCGCUUAAUCCAAGCGCACAAAAUGGUUCUAACAGUACAUGUGGCGGAUAUGCUUCCACUAUGGGCCGAUUUUUCCACCAGAGAUCGAGUGCCUUUGACUGUAUGCACCCUCCUUCCGGCGGUGUAGGAGUGGGGGUCGGGCUGCCCCCUCCCCCACCCUCGGGGUUCGGGUACUCUGGCUAUCCCGGUGAGUGGGGUUUCAUGUCAGGAACAUAUUCACCCGGAUUUAAUUUCAACAGAACGUUUAACACCCCGUCUGCCAAUCUUUUCCCUGUAUCAACCCGGGAUUUUAACGUCUCCCUGCCUUCUGUGACAUCAGGACCUCCUCCCCUUAUAGGGUCAAGCCCGACCUCCGGGGUACUACCGUGUGAAACAUCAGACGCAUACGAGUCGGGUGUGUGUGGGUCGUCAUGCAGUCCGUCACCCACAGGCCCCUGUCUGACAGACGACCUGGACCGGAAGGAAAAUAAAAACAGAGAUACGAGCGACCCUUAUAAAUUAGAUUUAUCAGUAAAACCUAGAAAGGAGAGAACGGCAUUCACCAAACACCAAAUUCGGGAACUAGAGAAGGAAUUUUGUGUCCAUAACUAUCUAACGCGGCUACGUCGAUACGAGAUCGCGGUGGCGUUGGACCUAACAGAGAGACAGGUAAAAGUAUGGUUCCAAAACCGACGAAUGAAAUGGAAGCGCGUGAAAGGUACCAAGUUAGUUAAGGAUAAAGUGGACGGUCAGCUGAAACCGAUAAUGGCACCAAACAUCACCUCUACAAGUGUCUCACAGGCCGACGAUACUCAGAGAACUUCAGUAUGUGACAUGCCGCCAUCUUGA
Messenger RNA from Ylistrum balloti, 846 nucleotides. Its product is annotated as homeobox protein MOX-2-like. Gene Ontology annotation, cellular component: nucleus. Bases 1 to 846 code for a protein of 281 amino acids. Gene Ontology annotation, biological process: positive regulation of transcription by RNA polymerase II. Lineage: Eukaryota; Metazoa; Mollusca; Bivalvia; Pectinida; Pectinidae. Gene Ontology annotation, molecular function: DNA-binding transcription factor activity, RNA polymerase II-specific; RNA polymerase II cis-regulatory region sequence-specific DNA binding. The transcript is spliced from 3 exons. The record is from RefSeq and is a predicted model, not a curated record.